Molecule: messenger RNA, 642 nt
Organism: Python bivittatus (Burmese python)
Lineage: Eukaryota; Metazoa; Chordata; Lepidosauria; Squamata; Pythonidae
Gene: IL17C
Product: interleukin 17C
Biological process (GO): inflammatory response
Cellular component (GO): extracellular region
Molecular function (GO): cytokine activity
Source: RefSeq, a predicted model, not a curated record
AUGGUAAGAAGGCGGCCUCUGCCGCCUCCAGGCGUCGGAAGGAAAUGCCUGGAACAAGUCGAGUCAGAGCACCUGGCCGGGGGCACCUGGGCCCUGGCCAGCCUCUGGUCCCUCCUGGUUGCCCUGAUGUGCCUCGCCUGGGCAGAUGCCAGGCGACCGGGCUGCUUCAGCACGGAGGAGCUGCAGGACGGUGAAAUGCCCGUGCAGUUCCGGAGCUGGACCUCUUCGUGGAAGCGCCACGACUCCGUGCAGCUCGUCCCGUUCCUGGAGAACGAGCAAAACAGCCAGAGCCGCCCACGGAGGCAUCACAGCCACGGCUGCCCUAACCUGAAGCUCCAGGAUGUGCAGAAUGGCGAAGUCCACGAGCGAUCCAUCUCGCCCUGGGAAUACCACAUCAAUAAAGAUGAGGACCGCUACCCCUCCAAGCUGGCCUUCGCCAAGUGCCUCUGCAAAGGUUGCAUCGAUGCCAAGACGGGGCGGGAGACCACCUCCCUCAACUCGGUGGAAGUUCUCCAGAGCAUGAUGGUGCUUCGCCGCAAGGCCUGCACGCACAGCGGCAGCGGGGCCGGGUUCUUCUUCGAGGAGGAGUACAUCAACGUCCCAGUGGCCUGUACCUGUGUUGUCCCGCGUUACAGCAGCUGA